UCCUCGGAGCCAGUCCGCUGUGCGGCGUCGAGCACCGGGCAGUCGGGCAGCCUUUGCGCUCAGGCUCGGUGCAAAUGUGCUGGCGGUUGUGCAGCCUGACAUUGAGCAGCGAGGCACAGCCAGAGAGAAUCCCAGCCACGUAAGUAGCUAUUAAUACACGGUGGGGGAGAUGAUGUCUUGCUGAAAGGGAUUGGCUCGGCCAUCCCUUUCCUCUCUCCCCCCCACCCCAUUUUUGUGUUGCCUCUAGGAAUAAAGAUCAGCUCCUGCUUUUUUUUUUCUCCUCGAGCGGCUGCAUUUCUUCCUGCUCUUGUUCUUCCCAUCUCGGGACUGUUAAGGGAGGGGGACAAAGGAGAAGCCUUCGGAGAGCUCCUGCCUGCAGCAUUUUGUUGGGUCGAUAUUUUUUUUUUCAAAUGUAGAUUUAUGUAUUUUCUUCUCUGCGCUGCAAGAUCUGCUGGAAACCGGAGGAAGGGAGAAACUAACUGCACGGCAUGGAAAGCUGAGAGCAUCGAUCUUUCCCUGUCCUUGGUUGCACUUUGUGUCUGAUCAAAGGGAACAAAAAGGAAAAGAUCAUCGUUGCAGCGCGUGGAGCUUUGCGCCCCUCUCUUCCUGGCAGCGGCGGCACGUUUUAUGUUUCAGACCCUCUCUUUCCUCCCUCGAAAGCGGAAUUUGCCUGCAAUAAUAAUAAUAAUACAGAAAACCCCAGCCCCAUGACCGAAUCGCAUCUGUAUUGUCGGUGGAGCUUGUCGCUGACCUUCUAAAGUUAAAUGCUCUUUCUUUAUUUUUUGUUGCAUUUCUGGAUGGUCCUCGCGAUCAGGGAAAAGGUCCAGACGCCAUCUACAGUUAAAACGUAGGCAAAAAAAAGGGAGCCUUUUUUUUUGCGGGUGUCUUUAUUAGGCUGCAAGAACAAUCGUCAGUUGCACCAGAUUACCUAACCUUUUUUUUAAACCGUGUUAAUAUUUGGAAGGGCUAACCGGGAACGGAAAUACCCAGGAGGGACCUUUGGCUUCAAAUACCGGAGUUGCCCGCGACGUUGCAGUUUUGCAAGCGUGCACGUUGCACCCAUUCGAUUUUGGGGUGCAGGAAAAUAUACCCGCCGGGAGACUCGACUUCGCUGAGCAGAUCCCUUUCGAUUGAUCUCCCGUUUCCCUCCCCCCGCGCCGCUUCCUCUCGCUCCGCUUUAUCGCUCGGGCUGCAAUCCCCCCCGGAAUCAACCUGCCCUCCACGACUUGCACAAAGGCAUUGUUCCUGCCGGCCCGGUGGCGAGCGGCUGCAGGCAACCCGAGGGGGCGUCCGUGCUGUGGGGGGGCUUCCCGGAGGGGUUUGUUCUCUCCAUCCCCAUGAACAUACACAGGUCCACCCCCAUCACCAUCGCGCGCUAUGGCCGACCUCGGAACAAAACCCAGGAUUUCGAAGACCUCUCGUCCGUGAGACCCACCGAGUCCAGCCAGAGUUUCAGCCCCAACCUCGGCUCGCCCAGCCCGCCGGAGACUCCCAGCUUGUCGCAUUGCGUGUCUUGCAUCGGGAAACACUUAUUGCUGGAGCCUUUGGAAGGGGACCGCAGUUUUCGAGCCGUGCAUCUGCACAGCGAGGAAGAGCUGGUUUGCAAGGUGUUCGACAUUGGCUGCUACCAAGACUUGCUUGCACCAUGUUUUUGUCUGCCUUUCCACGAUAACAUCAACCAAAUUACCGAAAUCAUUCUCGGGGAGACGAAAGCCUAUGUGUUCUUUGAAAGGAGCUAUGGGGACAUGCAUUCCUUUGUCCGUACCUGCAAGAAGCUGAAGGAGGAAGAGGCGGCCAAGCUGUUCUACCAGAUAGCUUCUGCUGUGGCGCACUGUCACGAUGGCGGGCUGGUACUGCGGGAUCUGAAAUUGCGGAAAUUCAUCUUCAAGGAUGAAGAGAGGACUAGAGUAAAACUGGAGAGCCUUGAAGAUGCUUACAUUUUGCGAGGAAAUGACGAUUCUCUUUCUGAUAAGCAUGGAUGCCCGGCCUACGUGAGCCCAGAGAUCUUGAACACAAAUGGCAGCUACUCUGGCAAGGCAGCAGACGUGUGGAGUCUAGGAGUCAUGCUUUACACAAUGCUUGUUGGACGGUAUCCUUUCCAUGACAUUGAGCCUAGUUCUCUCUUCAGCAAGAUCCGCCGUGGGCAAUUCAGCAUUCCGGAGACUCUAUCUCCCAAGGCAAAAUGCCUUAUACGUAGCAUUCUGCGCCGGGAGCCCUCAGAAAGGCUGACUUCACAGGAAAUUCUGGACCACCCUUGGUUUUCUACAGAUUUUAAUGUGUCUAAUUCAGGAUACGGUGCUAAGGAAGUAGCAGAUCAGCUGGUGCCUGAUGUCAAUAUGGAGGAGGACUCGGACCCAUUCUUUAACUGAGCAUUAGGACCAGUGUUCGGAGGGUGCGUGGUCUUGGAAAGGACCGAUAUGAAGGAAGUCCUUUCUGAUCAUGCAGAAUCAUAUCUGUGGCUCAGCCUGUCUUGAUAGCAAGGGGGAAAAACAACAACUUGGAGUUCUUUUUGGUUUUGGUUUUGGUUGGAAAAGAAAUGUCCAAGAAAUGAGCUAGGUGAGGACAGUGUAGCAUGAAGACAGAUGGGCAGGCGGGAAGAAUCAUUGCUGUCAAGGUAGAUUGACAGGACAAAAGAAGGCAGCAUGGAGCAACUGUAGCUUCUCAUCUUUAAUGGAGCCAAGGACACGGCACAUUCAAGUUCCCGGGCAGCCACUAAGCCACUCCUGAUUCUGUUUUAUUCAAGUACUUAACAGUUCCCAGUGAAUAGAAACUUUUGCCUGAACUUGCAUCUUGGCAUCGCACUGUUAGAUAUGUAACUUCAGCCAUUAUUCAGGGAAGGUACAAUUAGCUGUUAUUUGAUUCUGGUAUUUCUGUUUUCCCUUAUACUUUGAAAACAACCAACAGCCACCUGAUGAUAACAGUUAAAAUUGAAUUUAAAUUUUUUUUGGGUGGGAGGGGAAACAUGCACAAAUGAAGACAUGAGAAGUGGGUGCUACAUUAACUUUUAGUUCAUGUCUGUUGAUAUAGCUAUUCACAGUUCUUCUAAAUAAACUUUUCUUUUUGCCAGGAGAGAAAUGUUUUGUGAAGGAGUGUCAGUUAAUAAGCCUUUAUGGGCUGGGUUGGUCAAAUUUGUUUUUUUGUUGCAGGAAGCGUUUCUGAUUUCAGACUUCUGGAUGUAUUUGGCUUUUCAAAUGAGAAAAGAAGAAAAUAAUUCUUGCUCUUUUUACGUAUGUAAUGCUGGCUUCUGUUUUACCAAACUACACAUAAAUUUGACCACAGAGGACAAAACCCCCAUUUUGGACAACUUUUUUAAUUGAAAGAAACUUAAUCCUGGAACCAACUUUUCCUCUGACUGGUCCAAAUAUGAACAGAGGGGCUCUUUAUUAUUGAAGGAAAUAAGGCAUUUCCCCCCUCUGAUUUCUUGGAAAGGCAACAUCUUGGGUUUCCUUUUUUUCUUUUUUGUUUAAGAUGCUGUUUCAAUUUUCUUUUCAUUGAACUACCCUGAAUAUAAUAUAAAAGGGUAUUAUUAAUAAGCUGGACGUUCUAGGAUACAGAUCUGUCUCCUGAAAUGUACAUGGUAAUAUGCACCUUUUGUAUUGUCAAGACUUAUUUAUUGAUAAAUCUGUCACAGUUGUGAUUAAUUAAGCCAGUACUUCAAUUACGGGUUGACUUGGGGUGACAUGUUAUAUGCGGUAGUUAACAUACUUAAAUUUUUCUCUUGAGGUGUUCCUGCCCCGAAUGAUAUUUCCUUUUUUAUUUUAGCCUCCGCCCCCCCCCCAUCCCUUUCCUUAGAGAGCUUUCAUUUUGAUUUAGACCGGCCAUUGAUUUUUUUUUUAUUACUGCUUUUAUAUUGCUGUAUGGUAUUUGGGGGAAACAAAACACACACAAAUCUCUUGGCAUAAAUAUUUGUGUUUCCAGUACCUCAGUUGUUCUGAUGUUACUGCCUGUAUGCGUUUUUGUGAAGUGGUCAUGUUUUUUGGGUAGGUACAUGUGGACUUCGUAGUAUGUAAACGUUACUUGAAUUUUGUGCUUAAUUAUAGUAUGUGGCAUGUGUGUACGGCUACUUGGCAUUUGACAUAUGGAUGCUGUUUUGUCUGCCCUGCAGGAAGAUUUCGAUCCCACUCUCAAGACGAUGGUUCACAGUUCCUUAUCAUGAAACAAAGCUGCAGCUGACUUGCCUUGGUUCUAUUUUGGUAUCUAAGAAUAUAAAGGAGUAAUGUUUUUACACUCUGAAGAUGGUGCUGUGCUGAGGGACUUUUUUUAACCUUUAUUUUAUAAAAUUGUAGGAGGAAAGAUUGGUGAUGUGCAUGGUGGGAUUUUACUGCCUCUGGUGUUUUUUGUCUUGUAUUUGGUUUAAUGUUUUUGUCCUAAUCUCUUCAAUAAACAAAGUUGUGCAUAUUUAACUAAA
Molecule: messenger RNA, 4408 nt
Organism: Sphaerodactylus townsendi
Lineage: Eukaryota; Metazoa; Chordata; Lepidosauria; Squamata; Sphaerodactylidae
Gene: TRIB2
Product: tribbles pseudokinase 2
Exons: 3
Coding region: 1338-2369 (343 amino acids)
Biological process (GO): positive regulation of proteasomal ubiquitin-dependent protein catabolic process; protein phosphorylation; regulation of MAP kinase activity
Cellular component (GO): nucleus
Molecular function (GO): mitogen-activated protein kinase kinase binding; protein kinase activity; ATP binding
Source: RefSeq, a predicted model, not a curated record